Verticillium dahliae VdLs.17 is the source of this 997-nucleotide messenger RNA. RefSeq lists its product as uncharacterized. The transcript has 2 exons. Lineage: Eukaryota; Fungi; Ascomycota; Sordariomycetes; Glomerellales; Plectosphaerellaceae. The coding region runs from base 455 to 997 and encodes 180 amino acids. The record is from RefSeq and is a predicted model, not a curated record.
ACCUGCCUAAUUUUUUUUUCAUAUGUUCCUUGCCGUCUUGAACCUUCGAAUACUCGCUUCUUGAUACUGUUUUACUUGACAGCCCAUUCUACUACCAUCUAUUUUUUUCCCCUUUGCUUCCUUUUGUCGUCACCUCAUGCCAAUGCAUCCAACGCGCUUUCCUUUGUCAUCCUUGAUACAACUGCCAUAUGGCCUCCAGUGAGCUGACUCGAAACUUCCAGCUCUCUCUAUAUCCUAAUCUCGAGCGACGAGUCUGUUCACGACCCGCCUCACAAAUAUCCUAAUACCCCAUGAAUUGAUACCCUCCUCGGUUUGCUUCUUCAAGUCAACCAUCCAAGGGCUACUCUCUUGCAAUUAGGUAGCUCUACCCGUGUCGGAGUGCUAGACCACCUUUCGCGGUCUCUUACGAACCUGCAUCUUACUACCACUCUCCCAAGGCACCCUGACUGCUGGGAUGCCUUACACGCCCCCCUCUCAUAGUCGAUCCCCCGCCAACUCCGCCCCCUCGUCGCCUGAUAACCGACGCAGCACACCGUCGGCUCUGGGCGGAGGAAAUGGCGCCACCAACGACAAGGUACCAGUCGGUGCCACAGACAACGUCAAGACUCUCGCUACGACCAGUGUCCGACAAUCGCCACCGCCGGUAACCAACGAGAGUGGUAUGCCUAACGGUGCUGUCAUCUCGCCUCCGGACUCGGCAAGCGAGGACGAGGAAGGCACGCAGCGCGGACGCCAGCUUCACAACCUGAAGGAACUGCAAGAUGCGAUCAGCCAAAUCCCUGUUCGCAGGGCACCCUCGCCACCGCCAAAGACGGCCGCAGUGGAGAUCUCCAGGCCCGAAGUCAUCUCGAGCAACAACAUUGUCCACAGCUUCAGCACCCCCGACCUCGCGGGCGGAAGGAGGCGAACACACACUCGCUCUGCUACCGAACCCAAGGUUAUGAUAUCGAAGUCUUCGGAGACCUCACUCACCGGGUUCGGAAGAAGAAUCGGAUGA